AUGAGUAGUUGGGUUGGUAAUUGUAAUCAGUCAAGUAAGACUGACGCUGGCGAGAGAGAGAGAGAGAGAGAGAGUUGGUUGGGAUUAACAGUAGGAAUAGGAAGAGAGGAGGAGAAACAACAAAAUAGUAGAAGCGACAACGGCGGAUUGAUCUAUGACGUAAAUCAUUAA
Molecule: messenger RNA, 171 nt
Organism: Cavenderia fasciculata
Lineage: Eukaryota; Evosea; Eumycetozoa; Acytosteliales; Cavenderiaceae
Exons: 2
Coding region: 1-171 (56 amino acids)
Source: RefSeq, a predicted model, not a curated record